CCGGCGGAGCCCCUGGUCCUUGCAAUUGAUGGCCAUAAGGGAGGGAGUGCGCCAGACGCCGGCUCUUAGAAUCGAGCGCAUCCAACCCGAGGUGGGUUGGAAUUCGUUCCCCUUCCGGUCUUCCCUUGCGUCUCGUCGCCUGCUUCGGCACGGGGUGGUUAGGGUUUGCGGGCACACCUCCACCAGAGCCGUCCGUCCGUCCCACUUCUCGUCCCAACGUCAUACUGAUACUGCACUUCCAAACAAGCGAGCUCCGACGGGUUCGACCCGCGUCCAGUGGUCAAACCUACCCUCCGACGUGGGACCCACAAAGGCCCUGUCCGAACCCAUCAGGCGAGCGGCAUGAGUGGGCGCCGGCCCACGGAGUGGAGCUCACAUGACGACCUGCGUCACGAUCCAGUUGGCCUCUUAUGAUUGGCCGGAAGCUUUACAGAUCGAGCAGCAAGGAAAGGUGAGCGCUCGGGCUUCCAGCAUCGGGUAGAUGAAGCCGUUAAAAGGAAAUGAAAAGCCCUUCGGGGAGAGCAGAGGGUUCUGCGGGGGUUUUAGGCAGAAGAGACGUGAGCAUUGGGCGAGAGAGACGAUACCAAAAGGUUAGGGUUCCGACGGCCUUUACGAAGAAGCAAAAGCAAGGAAAAGCGAAGAUUUGGGAAGGAGGAGGGCAAAAGAUGGCUGGUGUCAAGAAGAAUAGUGAGAUCCGGAAGGACAGCGCAAGGCAGUGCUCUCCCGGGAAAAAGCUCUCCUUCUCCUCCUCUUCUUCUUUUCCUUCUUGUUCCGACCCGUCUUCUUUCUUUAAGAUCAUGCUCGGUAAUUUCAGAGACUUCUUGCUCAUACCACCAAGAUUCGCUGAUAGAUUAGUUGGCUUAGUCAAUCAGAAUGUAUGUCUUGAAGAUCUUCAUGGAAGCUCUUCUAGUGUUAAAAUAUCUAUGGUUGAUGGUUCAUUGGCUUUUAAAGGAGGAUGGCGUGAUUUUGUGUUGGAUCAUUCCAUUGAUGUUGGGGAGUUUUUGGUGUUCAAGCAUGUCAGUAAAUCAUUGUUUUUUGUUCAAAUGUUUGGAAUCGAUGCUUGUGAAAGGGUACAAUUUGGCGAAAGAAACAGCAAACAAUUAUGCACAAAGAAGACUAUUAAGGCAGAUUUAUCUCUUGAAAGGUCUCAGCUGCAUAAAAGGCUCAAAACCUUUGAAGCAUCGAAAGAUGAAUAUUGUCCUGCUAAGAAAGAUCUGCAGAAGAUACAUGAUUCUUCUGUUAGAAUUGUAGAAGGUGAAUGUGUUGUUAAAGUUGUGGUAGAACCUGGUGGUGAACCUGAAAAAGCUCCUCAACAUCACCAUGAUCCUGGAAGUCCACAGAUUGCAGAGGUCAAGGACCUAACUGGACCACUGGUCAACAUGAUCAGUCGACAAGUUGUAGAGGAACCCCAAAAAGAAGCUUCUGUUGAACAAUUCAAAACUUGUGUUGGAGUUUCUGUUGAACGAGCCAAAACUGGGAUUCAUUUGGACAAUAUGUCGACAUUCCCAUUGGUUGAAAGAAACUUAUUGGAUCAUGAAGAUAGCCAUGGCAAAUCCCAAACUGCACCUACAGUUGCUUUCAGAAGUUCUGGGACCAACAAACGGAGUAUUUGCUGUUUGGGCUCCCCACUGCCACUAAAUGCAAAUGAGAAUUUUCUAGCAGGAGAACAGGAAGAAAACAUAAUCCAGAAGAUAGGUUUGAACGGACACCAGACUCCUGGAGUUAUGGGUGCAAACACGGUUGCAUCUGAGGAGGUUGCUUGCAAAUUUCUUCUCACAGAGGAAGGCAUAUGCCACAUUGUCAAUGAAGAUCAGAAGAACGGAUGCGGUGCAGUUUCAGUAACCCCUGUUAGUUUAACUGCCACUGAAAUUGGUACUUGCAUAAGCUGCAAUUACAGUGACACCAUGUCUAAAGAUGCCUUCUCUCAUCUCGAAAGUGUUUGUGAAAAUGGUCAUGUGCCAGGCAAUGGUAUGCAUGCAUGCAGCAAGACUAUGCAUGCAUGUGAAGAUAGUGGAAAUACCCCCGGCUUUUUAUCCAGAAAAGAAUUGUCUUCAUCGGUUGGAAGUGUCGGACGUAUACUACGGAAUGUGCUUGGUACAAACACUGCUGUGGGAAAUAAAUUCCAAUCUGUGCCUGAUACCGUUCCAGUAGAGGACAAGGAGGAGAAUGCUUUCUGCUUGAGAAGCCAAAAUCUUAAAGCCGUUAAGAUCGAAAACAUGGAUUUAGAUAACCUGUCUUCGGCAACUCUUUUCUGCUUCAGCUUAACCUUAUCAUCCAACACUAGGUGCUUGCUCGAGUUGCCCCAAAAGUUGCCAGUUAACAAUGGCAAGAAAAGACAAAAAGUGAUAAUUCUCCUGGAUCCAUCCCACAGAUCAUGGCCUGUCAUGUACCAUGAGAGCACCUGGUUUAUAGGCUUCACAAGUGGGUGGAAUGAAUUUGCAACAGUAAACAGCCUUCAGCGGGGAAGUCUGUGCGAGUUCUUUGUGGUAGCUGGCAAGUUUGAGCCUACGUUUCAAGUUCAGAUGAGUCAACAUUAGAUAUCAAGAAGUUCAAGUAAAUUCUAGUACUUGCAUACAUGACCCCAUAUGUGUCCUGAACAUAUGGGUUGUUUAUACUAGCAUUUUGGUCAUAGUAUUUGUUAAGUGUCUUAUGUUCACUCCUGUUUUGCUUACUCAAUGGGUAUUUUGAAAAUGGAUUACACCACCCAGCACAAAAUGCAACAUUUCUGGCACACUCAAACGAAAUUACCAACCAAAUAUAUUUGGUUAUGUUUUGAUA
This is a messenger RNA of Musa acuminata AAA Group (dessert banana), 2778 nucleotides long. Its product is annotated as B3 domain-containing protein Os02g0598200-like. The record is from RefSeq and is a predicted model, not a curated record. The coding region runs from base 501 to 2537 and encodes 678 amino acids. Lineage: Eukaryota; Viridiplantae; Streptophyta; Magnoliopsida; Zingiberales; Musaceae. Gene Ontology annotation, molecular function: DNA binding. The transcript is spliced from 5 exons.